Thamnophis sirtalis is the source of this 6519-nucleotide messenger RNA. NCBI's taxonomy places the organism in Eukaryota, Metazoa, Chordata, Lepidosauria, Squamata, Natricidae. The record is from RefSeq and is a predicted model, not a curated record.
AUCACCCUCUUCCUCCUCCUCUUCCUCCUCCUCCUCCAAGGAGGGAGGUGGCCGAGGAUCUGGCUCUUGCUGCUGGGUGGGUAGAUUCCCUCCUCAGCCGAAGGAAAGGGAGGGGGAGCAUCUGCUGAUGGUUUGCUGGGAAGCAGCCUUGGUGGAGGGGGAAAUGGAUCCAGAUCGCCCCUCCCUCACCUUUCAGCGUCUCUUCUUGGCUUCACCCCGGACUGCCCAAGGAGCUAAGGAGAAGAUGUAAUGUCACCUUGCAGACGUCACAACAUGUUGGAUUGAAAGAAAUAAAAAAAAUGGAUAUUUCAAUUUGAAAAAGGAUUCUCACGCACAGAUUCGCAAUUGCAAACAGCCAUGUCCAAAAAAGGACGCAGCAAGGCUGAAAAGCCUGAAGUACUGAUUAUGUCCUUACAAGCAGCCAAUGAAGAUCUCAGGACUAAGCUGACGGAUAUUCAAAUUGAGCUUCAUCAAGAGAAGUCUAAAGUGAACAAACUUGAAAGGGAAAAAAUCCAAGAAACAAAGCGGAUCCGGGAAUUAGAGCAACGCAAACAGACAGUGCAGAUCACUGAACUCAAAGCUAAACUCCAUGAGGAGAAGAUGAAGGAGCUACAAGCUGUCCGGGAAAACCUUAUCAAACAGCAUGAGCAAGAAAUGGCACGAACAAUGAAAAUCAGAGACAGUGAAAUCCAGAGACUCAAGUCAGCACUGUAUGCAUUGCGGGAAGGGACCAGUGAUAAAGUACGGACAGCCCUGAGCAUUGAGGCUCGUGAAGAGGCCAGGAAACAAUUUGACUCUGAGCGCCUUAAACUUUUGCAAGAAAUUACUGAACUGAAGUCUGCCAAGAAGCAGGUGGACGAAGCCCUGAAUAACAUGAUCCAAGCUGAUAAGAUAAAAGCCGGGGAUCUCCGGAGUGAGCAUCAGUCCCACCAGGAGGCAAUCUCUAAGAUCAAGUGGGAGAGUGAGAGGGAUAUUCGCAGGCUGAUGGAUGAGAUCAAAGCAAAAGACAGAACUAUCUUUUCUUUGGAGAAAGAGCUGGAGACCCUGACAGGAUAUGUUCAGAAGCUUCAGCUACAGAAAGAAGCAUUGGAUGAACAACUGUUUUUGGUUAAGGAGGCUGAAUGCAACAUGAGCAGUCCCAAAAGAGAGAUCCCAGGCAGAGCAGGAGAUGGCUCGGAACACUGCAGCAGUCCUGAUCUACGUAGAAAUCAGAAGAGAAUGGCAGAACUCAAUGCUACUAUUCGGAAACUUGAGGAUAGGAACACUCUGCUUGUGGAUGAACGUAAUGAAUUGUUGAAACGUGUUCGAGAAGCUGAAAAACAAUGCAAACCUCUUCUGGAAAGAAAUAAGUGCCUCUCUAAAAGAAAUGAUGAACUCAUGCAGUCAUUGCAACGCAUGGAGGAGAAACUUAAAGCAAUCACUAAGGAAAAUUUAGAGAUGAAAGAAAAAAUGGUAUCACAUCCUCCUCUGAAGAAAUUAAAAUCGCUGAAUGAUCUUGAUCAAGCAAAUGAAGAACAAGAAACCGAAUUUUUGAAGCUCCAGGUUAUAGAACAACAAAACAUAAUUGAUGAGCUGACAAGAGAUAGAGAAAAACUUAUUCGACGGAGGAAGCAUAAAAGAAGUUCAAAGCCAAUUAAGAGGCAUGUUCUGGACACAGUUUAUGGGGGUGAUGAUGAUUCCAUGGACUCCGAAACAUCAUCCAUGGCUUCAUUCAGGACAGACAGAACACCAGCAACACCAGAUGAAGAUCUAGAUGAAAGCUUAGCAGCUGAAGAAUCAGAGUUGCGAUUUAGACAAUUAACAAAAGAAUAUCAGGCCCUGCAGAGAGCCUAUGCGUUACUGCAAGAGCAAACUGGGGGUAUAAUAGAUGCAGAAAGAGAAGCCAAGGCACAGGAGCAACUCCAAGCUGAAGUCCAGAGAUAUAGAGCAAAAAUAGAAGAUCUUGAAAAAACAUUGGCCCAGAAAGGACAGGACUCACACUGGGUAGAAGAUAAACAACUUUUUAUUAAGAGGAAUCAAGAGCUUUUGGAUAAGAUAGAAAAAUUGGAAGUAGAGAACAAUCGACUGCAACAGGAGCUGCAGGAUGCCAGAGAUCAGAAUGAACUCUUGGAAUUUCGAAAUCUAGAACUUGAGGAAAGAGAAAGAAGAUCUCCACCUUUUAAUCUGCAAAUCCAUCCAUUCUCUGAUGGUGUAAGCGCUCUACAAAUCUACUGUAUGAAAGAAGGUGUCAAGGAUGUUAGCAUUCCAGACCUUAUAAAGCAGUUAGACAUCUUGGGUGACAAUGGGAAUUUGAGAAAUGAAGAACAAGUGGCUAUAAUUCAAGCCAGUACUGUCUUAUCUCUGGCAGAAAAGUGGAUACAGCAGAUUGAGGGGGCUGAAGCAGCUCUGCACCAGAAGAUGAUGGAAUUGGAAAGUGACAUGGAGCAGUUCUGUAAAAUAAAAGGUUAUCUGGAAGAAGAACUGGACUACAGGAAACAAGCUCUUGAUCAAGCCUAUAUGAGAAUCCAAGAGCUUGAGGCUACCCUUUACAAUGCUUUGCAACAAGAAACGGUGAUAAAGUUUGGAGAAUUGCUGAGUGAAAAGCAGCAGGAAGAACUUCGAACUGCUGUAGAGAAACUGCGAAGGCAAAUGCUGAGGAAAAGCAGAGAAUAUGACUGUCAGAUCCUCCAAGAGAGAAUGGAAUUGCUUCAACAGGCACAUCAGAGGAUCCGAGAUUUAGAAGAUAAAACAGACAUCCAGAAGAGACAGAUAAAGGAUUUGGAAGAAAAGAAUGAUCACCAACACAGAAAAGUCCUGAGAGGGCAGAUGCUUCCAAACCCACAAAAAAAAAAUAUCACCACUGUUUACAACUACUUUAAAACAAAGCAACUCUCUGCAAUCAAGACCACUCCCACCAUGCAGUUUAAAGCCAUUAUUCAAAAUUUGUUACUUGACAGUUCCUGUCUGAAGCUACAAUAUCAGCUGCACUUAAGGAAAUUCUGUGAGGAGGAAGAGUAUAUCCCAGCAACAUACAUCACUAGGUUUAUUUUUAAAAAAAAUCAGCAAGAAGCCACAUUCAGCAGAUUGAGUAAAAGUAUGUCAGGCAAGGAACCAAAGUGACUACAGACUAUCAAUCCCUGCUGUGCAGGGGGAUUAUUUUAAACAAAAAACAUCAACUUAUCAUGAAAGUCUUCAAUAAUUGAGGGGACAAAGUAUUUAGAGUUCUAAGAGGACCAUUACGAUAAUAUCCAUUUGGAGAAAAAAAAAAUUGGCUUUCUUAAUACAGGGACACUUUUUUUCUGUUUUUAAACUCAGGAACAAUGACAGCUGCAAUGUGAACAAAAGACUCUUGUUUUUGUUUCAAACUGGGUGAGACAACAGGAUAGAUAUAAUUGACAUUAACCUACUGCUGCCUGCUGGAUCAAGGAUGAUCAGGCCUAGUGAGAGUGACUGACGGUGCUUGUGAGGACCAAUGCUGUAGUCUUAUGAAAACCGUCCAUGAAGAACUGUGUGCUAGAAAUGUAUGUUACGUCAAACGAAGAACUCUUCCAAGAAUGCCACACUAAUUAAACUAGCUGCUUAAUAUCUAUUCAGGAACUGGGAUAGAAGGGUAAGAAACAAUGGCAUCUGAGAAGAAGCGAACACCUUUAGUGAGACUUCAGCUUCACAAAAUUUCGUCCUUGACUUCAUUCAGCAGUUAAUGUACUAGCGAAAUAAGCAUUUUGUUUUCCCUCAUUGUGUUUGUUUUCUUCACUGGCUGCAAGAAUCAUAAUGAGGGCUAAUCUCUUGAUUAGCAAGCCUGCACAGUAAAAAUGCAAAUUUAUUUUGUGAGAAUAGGUCUGAAAUUAGCAUUAAGGUCCACCUGAAUGCAGCCAUUCUUUUCUAGGUGACAAGGUGUUACAUUCAAUUUUGAUGGUUUUCUUUGUGGAAGUAUCUCUUGGUCAUGCAAAUGCUCAUCUGAAAUCACUGGCUUGUAUUUGGGGGAGGGGGGAAUCCCAUUUACUAGUCCCAUGCAUAAUGGGGUCACUGCACUUAAGGCAGCAGGAGAGCUUAGUGGAGAUUAGUAUCCUAAAAAUACUGCUCCUAAAAAUCCUCACUGCCCAAUUUUUCAAUUUGUACUCUCCUCUUAGGCUACCACAUCUGGGCUGUAAAAAUCCAAAUGACCAAUCAAAUGGCAACAAAGAGUCUUCUGCAUUUCUUUGCUUGGAUUUUUUUUUAAUCUACAGCACAGAUAUGGUAGAUUUGUUUAUUCCCCCUAUAGAUAACAAGGGUUGGACGGUCACCCAUGAACCGGCAUAAUUUAAUUACAUUUAAAAAUAAAAGAAUCUUACUUUUCUUCUGGAUAUUUGUUCCUGAACUCUCAUCAAUAAUAACAGCACCUAUCUUUAAAGAUGUACUUUAUGUGCUGCUUAGCACUCAAAAUCAGUCUGAAGUCAUCUAGCAAAAUCUCUUCCAAUCUGAGAUUGGAAUGCCUAAAUCUUUGAGCAUCUACUGCUUGGUCACCAUCAUGCCUGAUUUGAUAAUCCAAACACAUUACUUAGCCUUAUAUUUACCCAUACCUGGCCUCAUAUCUGCUCUUUAAAAAUCCAUCUGUUCCUAGCACUUGCUUGGGGUCACAGGUAGUUUGGUGUGCUUUGCCUCUGAGUAAUCAUUAGAGGGUCAGGCAAACCUUGGAAAUAUUUAUCUAUGGGACCCUUUCAGAUACUUUAAAUUUUAAGCUAAUGAUAUACGCCAGAGGUUUCCAACCUUGGCAACUUUAAGACUUGUGGACUUCAACUUCCAGAAUUCCUCAGCUUUGGCUGAGAAAUUUUGGGAAUUGAAGUCCACAAGUCUUAAACUUGCCAAGGUUGGAGACCCCUGGUAUAGGCCACACAAGUAGUAUUUAGCCAUCCAAGAAAAGGCUUGUUAUUUAUCACACAAUUAUGGUAACAGCAGACAACUGGACUACUAAAUGCAGUCUCAUGGCCUGUUCUUUCUCAAGUACAGUUCCGAGUUGAGUCUGUGCAAUCAGUUUUGUUAUAUCAACCAAAGAACAUAUCAGGUUGGUUUUAACAUCUGUCCUCAUUCCAAAGGAGACAAGGAUUCAGCCCUUAUAGUCAAGCAGUUGGUAUGCUGAAGAUUUUGAUACGUAUUGCAUGUCUCAAAGUAUAUACUUAAUAUACUUUGAUAAAUUUACAUCACAUAAUUCCAAAUCCUACUUAGACCCAAACUUUCUUUGCAUUUGUCCCUUCCUUUCAGACUUACAUUGGAUAGGACUACUAAAACAAAAAAUAUAAUAAAGUGAAAAGAGCUACAAGUCAAACUUUGAAUUGCUUAAUGAUAAAUUACUUUUUGGAUUCCAACUUCAAGACAAUUCUUCCACAUCUACCAGUCUGCUCUGAACCUAAGCAUGCAACUAUAGCUGGCUGGGAAAUGUCCUGGCAUGAAAUUGUCCUUGUUAGUUGAGAAUACAUGGUAGGUAGCACACUGCACACAAGCGUACAGUAGUACUGAAAAGUAAAAUAUCUUCCUUUUCUGAUCUUGUUCCUUGAGAAUUCCCUAAUAUUAUCUGUUUUAAAAGAAACAGUUUAUUCAUUCUGUGUUUAUUAUAAUAUACCUUGCAGAAUAUGAUUAGGUUUCCAAAGAGCAACUCUAUAUGAAGCAGUUUAAGAUGAUCUAUUUAUAUAACUUAUUUAUAUAACUUAUUCAGCAAAAUUAAUGCUAAAAAAAACCACUUUUUCUAUCUAGUGACUAACAUUUUUCAUCUGCUUUUGUUCUCCUUUAUCAAAUGAUUCCAGUAAAAAAUUAGGAGGAUGACUUCCUUGGGUCAAAUAUAGUCAGUCUCAAAGGCCUUACAUGGCUGAGUGUUCUUCGCAUCAAGUAAACUUCAGGAAUAAACCACUUUAAUCCUUUGUAACCUAUGAGCAUAUAGGAAAAUAUGCUGACCUAAGUAUUGUUUUUUGUCUUCCCACAAAAUACAUAAAUUCUGUCAGUCAGCACAAGAUUAAGAAAAAGCAUAUGAAGCUUCUCAACAAUACAAUUGUGUUGUGAUUAACAAAAAUAAUUUACAUCAUCAUCACUAUGAGGCUUUUAAGGAGAAUUAUAUUUAAUAAUUUUAUCUUUACAUAGGUCUGCUAAUAUUUAAAUACUUAUUUUCAUUUCUUUUUUUUUUAUAAUUCCCUAGUCUUUGUCAGGAAAAUCCUAGAAGUUACGGAUGAAAUUCAUAAUGACAGAUAUCUAUACAGAGAGUUUAUGGAGAUAUGCGUAGUAGCAUGCUAUUUACCACCUGUACCAUUUCGUAUAUGAUUUGGGAUCCUAAUUGCUAGUUAACAUAUUAUUGCUGUAUUUUUGCUGCCAAGGUGGAGGACAGCAAAUUGGUGAAACUGUCUGCUACAGCCUGGAGGGACCAUAAGCACAUGGACUUGAUAUAUCAUUUGUUGCUCUGGUCCAUCUACCAGGAAGUAGAGGAAAAUGAACCAAAUAAAGUCAUCCAUGCAGCAAUAGCAAUAGCACUUAGAUUUAUAUACUGCUUCAUAGUACUUUGCAGCACUUCCUAAGCGC